Molecule: messenger RNA, 894 nt
Organism: Larimichthys crocea (large yellow croaker)
Lineage: Eukaryota; Metazoa; Chordata; Actinopteri; Sciaenidae
Product: odorant receptor 131-2-like
Exons: 4
Coding region: 16-894 (292 amino acids)
Biological process (GO): G protein-coupled receptor signaling pathway; detection of chemical stimulus involved in sensory perception of smell
Cellular component (GO): membrane
Molecular function (GO): olfactory receptor activity; odorant binding; G protein-coupled receptor activity
Source: RefSeq, a predicted model, not a curated record
AAGAACAUAGUGGCCAUGCUGGUGUGGCUGGCCCUCAGCAUCAUUAACGGCAGCAUGGUGCACACCUUCCUCCGGCACAGUAUCUUCUAUGAGAACCCUCGGUACAUCAUGUUCAUCUCCAUGGUGAUCAACGACGCUCUGCAGCUCAGCCUCAUCACGGCUCUGUACGUGGUCAGCUACAUCUUCAGGAAGAUCCACGCCUCCGUCUGCUGCUUCCUGAUCAUGACAGCAGUCCUCACCACCCGCUCCACCCCUCUCCUCCUGGCUGGCAUGGCCCUGGAGCGCUACAUCUCCAUCUGCUUCCCUCUGCACUACAGCCAGAUGUGCACGGUCCCUCGCACCGUCCUCCUCAUCUGCAUCAUCCUCGUCCUCACCGCCACGCCGCCCGUCUCCGACUUCCUCAUCACCAUCGUCAACGAGCCUCUGAGUUUCUUCCACACCAGCAUUUUCUGUGAUCACCCGCUUCUCUUUCGACACCGAUCCAUCUACUACAAGAACUGUGUGUUUGACGGGGUGUACCUGUCCUUCGUGGCUCUGACGCUGCUCUACACCUACUGCAAGAUCAUGCUGACGGCGCGAGCCGCCUCCAUGGGCCUGGCCUCGGUGAAGAAAGCGAGGAACACUGUGCUGCUUCAUGGUGCACAGCUGCUGCUGUGCAUGCUUGCCUUUGUGGUUCCCUCCCUUCAGGCCGCUCUCAUCUCGCUCUUCCCUCGCUUCAGUCUGGAGAUUCGUUACAUCUUCUUCCUGGUCGUCUACAUCAUCCCUCGUUUCUUGAGCCCCGUGAUCUACGGUUUUCGGGACGAGCAGUUCAGGAAGUACUGGACUCGGUACCUGGCCUGUCGGAGCCAAACUAUCGUCAGGGUCAGACCGAUGUUACUGAAGUUCAACCUGUAG